Oryzias latipes (Japanese medaka) is the source of this 3792-nucleotide messenger RNA. Its product is annotated as inhibitor of nuclear factor kappa-B kinase subunit alpha. NCBI's taxonomy places the organism in Eukaryota, Metazoa, Chordata, Actinopteri, Beloniformes, Adrianichthyidae. Gene Ontology annotation, molecular function: IkappaB kinase activity; ATP binding. Gene Ontology annotation, cellular component: cytoplasm; IkappaB kinase complex. Gene Ontology annotation, biological process: positive regulation of transcription by RNA polymerase II; peptidyl-serine phosphorylation; tumor necrosis factor-mediated signaling pathway. The record is from RefSeq and is a predicted model, not a curated record.
UUGUCGUGACGUAUGUCUGUGGAAAGUACACACAGCAGCGGCGUCGCGGUGCUGCAGAGACCUGGAAACAAGACUCCUCACGUCCGCGUUCCCACUGAAAACGGCUAAUGUCCGUCUCAUAGAAACCCAAACUUACAUAUGGCAGCGAUGGAAAAGCCCCCGUUCAGGCAAAACGUAAACUGCGGGGACUGGGAGAUGAAGGAGAGGCUGGGGAUGGGGGGGUUUGCCCAUGUUUACCUGUACCAACAUUGUGCAACAAACGAAAAGCUCGCCGUGAAAAUGUGCCGCCUGGAGCUCACACCAAGGAAUAGAGACAGAUGGAGCAGAGAAAUCCAGAUCAUGAAAAAGCUGAAUCACAUCAACGUGGUGACGGCUCAGGAUGUUCCAGAGGAGAUGAAGCGCAUCGCCUUGAACGAUCUUCCCCUGCUGGCCAUGGAGUACUGCUCCAGAGGAGACCUGAGGAAGGUGUUAAGUAAACCUGAAAACUGCUGCGGGCUGAAAGAAAGCGAGGUGCUUUCUUUACUCAGUGAUGUGGGAUCUGGUAUUCAGUAUCUUCACGAGAACAAAAUUAUACACAGAGACCUUAAACCUGAAAACAUCGUCCUGCAAGACAUCAAUGGAAAGCUCGUCCACAAAAUCAUUGACCUGGGCUAUGCCAAAGACCUAGACCAGGGCAGUCUCUGCACCUCCUUUGUCGGCACACUGCAGUAUCUGGCGCCUGAGCUGUUUGAGAACAAGCCGUACACCGUCACCGUGGACUACUGGAGCUUCGGCACCAUGAUCUUCGAAUGCAGCUGUGGUUUCAGGCCUUUUCUGCACAAUCUGCAACCUGUACAAUGGGCCAGCAAAGUGAAGAAUAAAGGUCCAAAGGACAUCAUGGCUGUAGAGGAGCUGAACGGUGAAGUCCGGUUCUCCACUCACCUCCCCUACCCCAACAAUCUCAGCAGGACUCUGCUGGAGCCGAUGGAGACUCUGCUUCAGCUGAUGCUGAAGUGGGACCCGGUCCAGAGGGGGGGCAGAGUCAACUCUGACACUAAGAAGCCCAUGUGCUUUGAGGUGCUGGAGCAGAUCCUCAGCAUGAGGGUCGUCCACAUUCUGAACAUGACUACAGCUCAGGUCCACUCUUUCCAGCUCAGUCCAGACGAGAGUCUCCACAGCUUGCAGAAGAGAAUUGAAGGGGAGACCAAGAUCGAGGUGGUCAACCAGGAGCUUCUGCAUGAGACGGGCGUGUCCCUGGAUCCCAGGAAACCUGCGGCACAGUGUGCCUUAGACGGAGUGAGAGGAUGGGAUAGCUACGUCGUGUAUUUAUUCGAUAAAAGCCUCACCAAGUAUUCUGGCCCGUUUAGCGCCAGACGACUGCCUGAGAAGGUUAACACGAUAGUGCAAGAACCCAAGACUCAGCUGCCACUGGUGGUGCUGAAGAAGGUGUGGGGUGAAGCGGUGAGCUACAUCUGCGGCCUGAAAGAGGAUUACUGCAGACUCUUCCAGGGACAGAGAGCUGCCAUGUUGAGCCUCCUGCGCUACAACACCAACCUGACCAGGUGUAAGAACAGCAUGUUCGGCUUCUCCCAGCAGCUCAAAGCCAAGCUGGAUUUCUUCAAGAGCAGCAUUCAGUACGACCUGGAAAAGUACAGCGACCAGAUGCACUAUGGAAUCUCCUCAGAGAAGAUGCUGAAAGCCUGGCAGGAGAAUGAGGAGAGAGCGGCUGCUUUUGCACAGGUGGCAGAGGUGAGUCACUUGGACGAUGAGAUCAUGGCUCUGCACUCUGAGAUCGUGGAGCUUCAGAGGAGCCCGUAUGCUCGACGCCAAGGAGACAAGAUGGAGCAGCUAGAAGAAAAAGCGAUUGAGCUCUAUAGACAACUAAAAAUGAAAUGCAAAAUACCGGACUCAGAUGUGAGCAGUGACAGCUCAGAGAUGGUGAAGGCCAUCAUCCAGACGGUCCAGAACCAGGACAAAGUCCUCAAAGAUCUCUACACCCACCUCAGUAAAAUCCUGAUUAGCAAGCAGAAGAUCAUCGACUUGUUCCCACGCAUUGAGAAAACCUUGGAGAACAUCAAAGAUGCUGACAACACGGUGAUGCAGAUGCAGAUCAAGAGACAGAGGGAGUUCUGGCAUUUACUCAAGAUCGCUUGUGCCCAGAACUCUUCCCGGAACUCCAUCGCCGUCAGUCCGGAGUCCUCCAAUCUGCUGCAGGUGUCUCAGUGGUCGCAGUCGGCCCAGCCGGUCAGCUCCCCCCAUCCUCUCGUCUCCCUGCCUGGUCCCAAUGACAGUGAUGCUGCCCCCCGCCUGCUGCAGGAGAACCAGAAGUACCUCAGUCAGCUGACCAGCUUGAUGCAGGAGGCCGCUGACGAUCAGGCCAAAAGCAUAGUGGACCAAGACUGGAGCUGGACAAAAUACGAGUCUUUAUCCACAAAGUUGAAAAAGCAAAAUGCAUAAACCCAUUUUUGCCCCCCCCCCCCCGAACUAACACUAAAGAGUGUAAAGUGUCUCUGCAGCUGGGGGUGUGUGGGGGGGGGGUUGUACAGCAGUUCACGGACCUGGAAAGCCUAUGAAACGGAUCGUCCCUGAAAGGCAGACAUGUUGGUGUUGGUCCUCUCAUCUUCACUGAGGAAGGGCGAUGGAUCCAAAAUCGGCUGUUCUAGCAGAGAACGAGCAGCCUUCAGCCUUCCUGCCUCCUUUUGCUUUGCUGCUCAUUCUGCCCUAAAUCCAUUCAUCAUGAAAACAGUCGGGAUCCGGCACAGACGUGGGAACUGGUUCCACUUUGACUCCAUAACCGGAAACAGGAAGUGGUCAGAGGUGGAGUGGACCAAAGAGUUUAAGGAGGUGCUGGGGGGUAAUAAUCAAGCAAACUGCACUUUGAAACUCCCAUGUAGCUUCUUUGUGAAGAGAACGGUUGAUUUGAAAGAAACCCCACAAACCUUUGGUUGUUCAAAUUUCUGGAAAUGUAUCUGGUUUUUUUUUUAUCUUGAUGGUGUUCUAUAUAACAGGCUGAUAUAUGGCGGGCCAUCAUGUUUGUACAGUGUUUGUACUGUCUGUAUAUUUGAAUUAUCGCCAUGGUAACGCGCGGUUUGUUUCAGUGGAUGUUUGAGGAUGAAUCCAAACGAGUACAAAGUGUUUUUUUACCCAAAUAAACCGAUUUGUUUUUAGCAGAAUGAUAAUGCGACUGCAGUCUGGAUGAAUGUGCAGAAAUCUGUGCGUUUUCUUCAAGGUCGGACACUUUUCAGUUUAAGAUCUUAACUGGAACGUCAAGUCUGAGAAUCUCGUUUCUUGUCGGUCCCACAAACAUUGUUGUGAUGAUGACAAAUAAAAAACAAAACUGGCGGAGCUGAAGGCCUCUGUGAUGGACGGCCGUUCAGGUUUUCGCUGAAGCACAAUUUUCUCAUUUUUAAUCUGAAAGUGUUACAUUCUUACUUUCCAGCAGCUGGAAAUGGAUUUCUUUCCAAAUAAAAACCUGCUGCAGGAAACGUGAAGCACUGAGGGCUCCAGGGUCAUCCGCACAAACGAGAGUCGAAGAUCCCGCCGACCUCUCCCCCGUGGAGCUGCAGGAGACCUGUGGAAUGAAAGAAAUGAGGGGCAUGUAGUUCAGUUCCAGUCAGCGUUGGGCGCAUGUUCAGAUGUAUUCAGGAAAUUAAAGUGGAAUGCCAGAAAUUUGUAUUUAAUUUUCUUCAUUUUUGUUCCCUCACACUUGAGUUUUGUUUCCAGCUGCUGCGUUGAAUGUGUCUAUGAACAGUUUUUCUGUUGUAUGAAGAUCAGAUGUUUACCCGCUAAUAAACUCUGACCUCUGAGACGUCA